Molecule: messenger RNA, 3468 nt
Organism: Myxocyprinus asiaticus (Chinese sucker)
Lineage: Eukaryota; Metazoa; Chordata; Actinopteri; Cypriniformes; Catostomidae
Product: solute carrier organic anion transporter family member 5A1
Exons: 10
Coding region: 483-3038 (851 amino acids)
Biological process (GO): transmembrane transport; sodium-independent organic anion transport
Cellular component (GO): membrane
Molecular function (GO): protein binding
Source: RefSeq, a predicted model, not a curated record
CCGAGGACAGCAACUCACUACCUCUGUUGCUAUCUGCCAGUGAUUCUGCGCAGCUGGUCCUUUGAAUUUCAUCUGAAACAUUCUGCUACUAUGAAUAAUUUCAGCACCAUGACCAGACCAUUGUAAUACAUAUUAGUUACAUUGUAAUAACACAUGGAUAACUGUUUGCUGCUGCACCUAUAAAUGAGCCGAGACUGUAACUGUAAGCAGCUACAACAGGUGACGUAGCCUCCUGUAGAAUAUAUUUAAUGUAUGCGAUAUGACUGCACCGUAAUCUUUCCGAAUUAUAAUGAAAAAUAAAUAGAAAGAUAGCUGUUGGACUUAUUUAUAUAGAUGAUCUUAGAGGGAUCAUGCUUGGAGGUCGAGUUGUCUUAGCCUCUUUGUCUCUAUUGUCAGCACUGUCCAACAUCUAUUCCUGCUGUGAACUUUUUAUUUAAUUUAUAGUUGAAUCCUAUUUGUAUUUGCACUUAAUCUCAGCUAAAAUGACUUCAUCGUAUAAUGAUGAGACCAGGAGUGACAUAUCGGAAUCUCUGGAAGUCUGUGAAUUCCAGAGACAGUAUGUGGAUUCAGGGGGUUACUACAAAUCCAGAAGCCUGCCCGUUCUUAAUGGUGGCUGUCCGACAGUUAAUGAGAUGUUGGAGCCGAGGCUGGUCAGCACGACACAGACUUUAGUAAAUACUGACCAGUGCUCAGUACUCAGUGAGCUACACCAGAAGAGAGACUCUAGCGAACUGGAAUCACCUACCAGGACAGAUUUCUCCCCUUCCAUGUCCAGCAUGGUGGGUCUUAGUAGCUCUAUGAGAACUGAAGCCAACCGGGCAGGAGGCAAAAAAAUAGGCUUUUCAUUCAUGAGAUUUGUCCGAUUUCCUGCGAGGAAGUACGUUAGGGUGAUUCUCUCGGACUCUAGAUGUUUUCUUUUCUGUAUGUGUUACCUGACAUUCAUCCAGUCGUUGAUGGUCUCGGGCUACCUUAGUAGUGUCAUCACCACCAUAGAGAAAAGAUACAGCCUUAGAAGCUCUGAAUCUGGUCUUCUGGUUAGCUGUUUUGACAUUGGGAGUCUGUUGGUGGUGGUCUUCAUCAGUUAUUUCGGGGGCCGUGGGCAGAGGCCACGGUGGUUGGCGGUAGGUGGGGUAUUUAUCGCCGUGGGAGCAGCUCUGUUCUCCCUUCCACAUUUCAUCUCUCCACCCUAUCAAAUCCAAGAUGUCAACUCCUCCAUGGGAAACAAGAGCCUGUGCAUGAAUGGCAACGGGAGCAGAUGGGAUGGUCUGGAUGUGUCAUCCUGUCCUCGGGACCAGGAGGGCAACGAUCACUCCAUAUAUGUCGCUCUGUUUAUCUGCGCCCAGGUCCUGGUGGGCAUGGGUUCCACACCAAUCUACACGCUGGGACCAACGUACCUGGAUGAUAAUGUGAAAAAGGAGAACGCAUCCCUCUACCUAGCCAUUAUGUAUGUGAUGGGGGCUCUGGGGCCAGCUGCAGGGUACCUGCUGGGAGGAGUUCUGAUUGGCUUCUAUGUGGAUCCCAAAACCAUCAUCAGCAUUGACCAGAGUGAUCCACGCUUUGUUGGCAACUGGUGGAGUGGUUUCCUGCUUUGUGGUUUUGCCAUGCUUUUGGUUAUCUUCCCCAUGUUCACCUUCCCCAAGAAACUGCCCCCUCGUCACAAGAGGAAGAAAAGGCAUGGGGCGGACAACACCUCCAAUGACGACGACAUCCUGAAAGAGAAAUCCAACAGCAAAGGCCAGACUGUCGCGUCCUCUAUGGGCUUUGGCAAAGACAUCAAAGAUCUCCCCAAGGCCGCCAUAAGGAUCCUCAGCAACAUGACAUUCCUGUUUGUGAGCCUUUCCUACACAGCCGAGAGCGCUAUCGUCACUGCUUUCAUCACCUUUAUCCCCAAGUUCAUCGAGUCACAGUUUGGAAUCCCUGCCUCCAAUGCCAGCAUUUACACAGGGGUGAUUAUUGUGCCCAGUGCUGGUGUGGGCAUUGUACUGGGUGGCUACAUCAUAAAGAAACUGAAGCUUGGAGCUCGUGAGUCUGCUAAGCUGGCCAUGAUCUGCAGUGGAGUGUCUCUUCUGUGCUUCUCCACCCUCUUCAUCGUAGGCUGUGAGAGCAUAAACUUGGGCGGCAUCAAUAUCCCUUAUACCACAGGGCCAACGCUGACUCUGACCCAUAGAAACCUGACAGGAGGCUGUAAUGUGAAUUGUGGCUGUCGGAUCAACGAGUAUGCUCCUGUUUGUGGCUCAGAUGGCAUCACGUAUUUUAAUCCCUGCCUGGCAGGAUGCAGCACGGUUGGCAAUGACAGCACCGGGAUCAGAAACUACACCGACUGUGCAUGUGUGCAGAGUAGACAGGUCAUCACCCCUCCUACCAGCGGUCAAGGCAACCAGCUGCAGCUGGUCAUUGUGAAGACCUACCUGAAUGAGAACGGGUUUGCGGUGUCAGGGAAGUGUGAUCGCACCUGCAACACUCUCAUCCCUUUCCUGAUCUUCCUCUUCAUUGUGACGCUCAUCACGGCUUGUGCACAACCCUCUGCCAUAAUUGUCACUCUCAGGUCAGUAGAUGAGCAAGAGAGACCGUUUGCAUUAGGAAUGCAGUUUGUGCUGCUAAGAACUCUUGCCUACAUUCCUACGCCCAUCUACUUUGGUGCAGUGAUUGACACCACCUGUAUGCUCUGGCAACAGGACUGCGGCGUUCAUGGCUCCUGCUGGGAGUAUGAUGUCACUUCCUUCCGCUUUGUGUACUUCGGUCUGGCAGCAAGUCUCAAAUUUGUGGGCUUUAUCUUCAUCUUCCUCACCUGGUACUCGAUUAAAUACAAGGAAGAUCGCCUGGAACGCUGGCAGCAGCAUCUGGCCCCCCUGGGCACUGUUAGCGAACUCAUCUGCCAUGCAGGAGGCCACAAAAGCCAUGCUCGCACACGCUCUUGCCCCGUUUUCACACCCCGUCCCGAACCCCCAGAGCAGCCCUCCCUUAAUCGCGGACACUGCAGCCAGAGCUGCCCUGGAAACGCACUCAAAGCAAUAACCCCGCCCAUCUGCUCCUUCUAGGAAAUGCACACUUGCAUUUGAAGGCACGCACUGACUCUUUGCUCCAUCUGCCUCCACAUGCCUUCCUGUCAGGUGUCCUCCUCCAUACAAGACAGGACUACCGCACAUCCUUUUUUCUGCUUGUCUCCCACGCAGCUUUCAGGAGCUUGCUGCAUACAAACAGAGAAUGUCAUCAAUGAAAACCCACAGCAAAUACAAAUCACGUCAAAUUAAAGGUGCACUCAGUAAUUUUGUCUUUAUGUUUUGCUGAUACUGAGAUGUAGAUGCUAGGUUUUCAGUUACCGAUGCCACUGUAGAAGGGUGUUUCUUCAGCAUCGGGCACUGUCAUGUCCAUGGGGUUGUUUUAUAUUAAGGCAAACAGAUUUCUUAGAUAACCUAUUUUCUUAUUGUUAUUUGAAGGUUACAUUAAAACUGAUUUGGAAACUUUUUA